AUAUUUCAAAUUUGAAAAGUAGUUGCGUCUGGGCCGCGACAAACAUAUAUGUUCACGCACACAUCACCAAUCAGCAGGUGAAAUUGUGCCGGGUUGCCCGAAGCUGAGUGCCCUAUAUACAACUGGCGAUUUAUAAUAUUCGUCAAAAAUAAAAACAGAAAAUCCAAAAAAAAAAUAUAUAUAAAUUCGUGUACCACAGAGCAUAAGCCAUGGUAACGGUUGGACUUUUAUCGAGCCUGCUCUGCGGCCGCGGUGUUGGCAGCGGCGUUGUCUGCAUUCUAGCGCGCAUCGCCAGCCCUAGAGUUAAUCUCAAUCUAAAUCCACGUUGCCUCAGCUUCUUGGGCAGCAUCAAUAAGGGAAAUGGCAGACCAUCGGCCUCAUCAUUAUCCUCAUCAACAUUGCCUUCAACAACCACGACAGCGACAACAAUAUUGUCACCGCUGCUUGUCGCCAGAUAUCGCAGCUAUGCGCGUCUUAGCACUAAAUCAAACUCGCACUGUGCCAACGCCAACAAGACGGACACCAAAUCCUCAUCAACGGCCACCACCACCACCACCAAUGUGUCCAACUCCAACGAACUGUUUGGCGAGGCGGCAAACAUGGGCCUCUUCGCCAAGUUCAAGCACAUGUAUAAGCAAUAUUGGUAUGUGCUUAUACCUGUCCACGUGAUAACAUCGAUUGGAUGGUUCGGCGGCUUUUACUACCUAUCAAAAAGCGGCGUCGACGUGCCUGCCGUGCUUCAGUACUUACACCUGAGCGAGAACAUCAUUGAGAAGGUGCAAGGCUCUGAUAUGGGCCACUACGCGAUCGCCUAUCUGUGCUAUAAGGUGGCUACACCAGUGCGUUAUGCAUUGACACUGGGUGGAACCACGUUAUCUAUCAAAUAUCUGGUGCAGUGGGGUCAUAUCAAGCCGAUGCCAACCAAGAGCCAGUUGAUAAAGAUGUACGAGGAUACGAAGGCUACGCGCGCCAGUGCCAAGGCUAGCAAGGAUGAGAAUCGCAAAUGAUCGACGGUUAUAAGGCGCCUUCAUCGUCGCCUAUUGUCGUUGUCACUUGCCAUUCGGCGUUCAGUUGGCUAGUUGUAUUUUUAUGUUAAGCUUUUUCACGUUCAUUAAGGCAAAUGUUGUUUCUGGAUAUUAUCUUCCCGCCCAGACGCAUCUGAAAACAUACAAUCGGGGAUAACAUAUUUUUUAACGCCGCUGCAUACGUUUGAGAGGAUUACACAUGAAUGAAUAUUUCAUAUAUAUAUAUAUAUAUAUUUUGUAAUAACAGUUUUGCAUAGUUUUUUGUUCGUUACGAAAUCAUUGCCUAUUGCCGUAUGUAAAGGAGAGCCAUACUCACACACUCAUGCGAUCUCGCAUGCACACAGCAGACUCAAUCAAACAUAAAUAUAAACAAGCAGACGCGCACAUUCACUGUCACGAAUACUCACACGUACUCACACACAUUCACAUUAACGGACACACAAUAGAAAGCAUCACGGUGCGGCAGCUUCCGAUACAAACCAAAAGGGAAUGUAUAUUUUGUAAAUGUAUUGAAAAAGUUAUCGAUAAAAAACCGAAGUGGUAUAAAACGUAAA
This is a messenger RNA of Drosophila arizonae, 1579 nucleotides long. RefSeq lists its product as uncharacterized. NCBI's taxonomy places the organism in Eukaryota, Metazoa, Arthropoda, Insecta, Diptera, Drosophilidae. The record is from RefSeq and is a predicted model, not a curated record. Gene Ontology annotation, cellular component: mitochondrion.